AUGGAAGCGCGGAGAAUGAAGGUGGCGGAAAAUGGUUCUCAGCAUGGGUGGAUUUGUUUCUUACGUCAGGUGGAACUGCACGUUCAUCAUCGCGAGCUCGCUGUGGACUUCAGUGCUGGAGAGGAAUCUGGGUCUUCCGAAGGUGAGCUAGCGGUCAGUCUCAUAAGUGAAAAGGACUCCAUCUUACUCACGGAGAGAGAGGCACUUUUAGUUCUGCUCUUGAGAAAUGUCCUGGAGCUUUUGCUAAAGCUGUAUGGACGGGAUCUAAGCUCCAGUGUGAUCUGA
This is a messenger RNA of Letharia columbiana, 285 nucleotides long. RefSeq lists its product as uncharacterized. The transcript has a single exon. The record is from RefSeq and is a predicted model, not a curated record. Lineage: Eukaryota; Fungi; Ascomycota; Lecanoromycetes; Lecanorales; Parmeliaceae. The coding region runs from base 1 to 285 and encodes 94 amino acids.